Messenger RNA from Saccharomyces cerevisiae S288C, 1824 nucleotides. RefSeq names its product Pul4p (gene PUL4). Bases 1 to 1824 code for a protein of 607 amino acids. The transcript has a single exon. The record is from RefSeq and is marked reviewed. Gene Ontology annotation, molecular function: DNA binding; DNA-binding transcription factor activity, RNA polymerase II-specific; zinc ion binding. Gene Ontology annotation, biological process: regulation of DNA-templated transcription; regulation of transcription by RNA polymerase II; DNA-templated transcription. NCBI's taxonomy places the organism in Eukaryota, Fungi, Ascomycota, Saccharomycetes, Saccharomycetales, Saccharomycetaceae. Gene Ontology annotation, cellular component: nucleus.
AUGGACAGAUCUAAGGACGCUAGAAAGAGAUCUAUUAGUUUGGCCUGUACUGUGUGUAGGAAACGAAAGUUGAAGUGCGAUGGGAACAAGCCAUGUGGAAGAUGUAUAAGGCUAAAUACACCAAAAGAAUGCAUUUAUAAUAUUGAUAAAAGGAAAGACAAGAGAAAAAUCAAAAACGGGUCGAAGGUUUUUUUAUUCAAGAAUAAUACUAUCGAUAACGGGAAUAACUCUAUACUAGAGAACAAAGGACUAAAUGAAGACCUUUCUUCUCAUAUAUAUGAGAAAGAAGCGCCAAAAUUCGAUUCAGAUAUUGAUAUAUCAAGAUUUGGCACAAAUGAUGCUGUGAUUUUUAAUAAUGACGGGUGGGACACUUCUCUUCCGAUCGAUUUUGAUUUCGAUGAGUUUAACACUGAGACAACAGAUUUCGAUGACUUUUUAAAACUAUUAGGCGAUAAUUCACCUUCAAAGGAACAAAAAAGUCUUUCCUAUUCACCUACUGCUACAGGCUUAAGCGGUGUGGUUAAAGAAACUGAGAGCGAAGAUAACGCUCCUACGAGGUCUCGGCUAAUCGAUGUCUUGUUUGAGAACAAGCUUCACUCCGUACCAGGAAUAUCAAAAUGGCAUCUAUAUGAGCUGGAAUCCCAAUACCCAAAUUUGGAAUGUACAGAAGGAAAUAGUGAUGAAAAGUUUUUACUUUCAACUGUAUUGUGCCUGGGGUCGUUGACCAUACGAAAAAGGGAACUAUUGAAUCAUUCGAACAUAGACAAUCGUCCACUUUUGCCGGAGAAUAGUAUUUCAAAACUGACCACUGAUGCUUUUAAGUACUAUAAUGCUGCGAAAACGCUUGUUCCCGACUUGUUAUCUCAUCCCACAAUCGAUGGAUUUUGCGGCCUCGUUCUAAUGGCAAAUUUCAUGACGAUGAUGAUAUCCUUAGAGCACCAAUUAUAUUUGAGUAUAAAUGCUUUACAACUUGCUGUGGCUUUAAACUUGAACAACAAUACAAAAUGCAAGGAAUUACUUGAGUCGAACAGCGACGGAAUUGGUGUGAUCUUGCUUUUUUGGAACAUUUGGUGUUCUUCUUGCAUGUUGGCAACAAUUCAUGGAAAAAAUCCUUUUAUCACUUUGGAACAAAUUACAACACCUCUGCCGUGUGAAAUAUCCCCCCGCAAUAAAACUAAUAAACUUUUGAUAGAUUUCAUGCAAAUCAGAAUCAAGCUAGCCACUCUACAAAGUAAGAUUUUUCAACGGCUAUAUACUUCCAGCACCGCAAACGAGGUACCAUUCGUAAACUUAGAAAGAGAAUUUGAGGAGGUUUCACUCCAGAUUACCAGGUUAAAAGGCUUUCCGAUAUUCGAAGAACAUCUUUUUUACAGGAGCAGAGUCUUAAUGUUAGAGCUAUCAUGUUUAAGAGCUCAAGCUUCUUUUCUAUUAUAUCGUCCGUAUCUGAUCACUGGAGAAUCCUUACAAGCAGUAACCAUGGCAAAAUCAAUAAUUCACGAAAUAUGGAGUCAAUACACUAAACAGUUUCCCGAUAACGAAAAGGAAAGGCAUGAACGUUUGGAUUGGAAUUUUUGUUAUCCUUUAAGAACAGCGUCACUGACAUUAUGUAUUUCAUGUAUUAUACUCCUAAGGUAUAAGCAGGUGGUGCAGUUCCUUAAAGGUACUGAACUAUUUGAAUACAUUCUAGCAUUGGAAAUAUUGCAAGAUUUAGUUCAGGUACUUCCUAUUGAACAAAACCUUAUUGAUAUAAUCAAAUAUCCGAUCAGUCCAGUACAGCUGAGUGGUGAUAGCUUUGUCGAAUUUUGGGGUCGCAUACUUUACUAA